AUGCCAGGUCAAAAUGACAGCAGCUUUCCUGUCACAGCCGUGCCUUCAAGUAGUCGACUAAGUCAGGCAGCUGACAAGGACUCCUCUGCGUCAGACCACAACGCUUCGCAUCAUUCCAGACCAGCUUUCAGUCCUGAUCCCCCAACCCAGCAUGACUCGACAGGGAUUCAUGACGACUCUUCACAUCCUCCAACGAAAAGCAGUAAAGCUAAAGCAUCAGAAACGCUCCGUCGAUCUCAGGCCUGCCUUGCUUGUCGCAAGAGAAAGCUUCGCUGUGACGCCAAGAAGCCGACUUGCACUCGUUGCGAAAAUGCAUGGCUUGCUUACCAGCCGUCGACUGACGAAGCUAGUUCUUCGAGUGCACCACCCUGUGAGUACGACACAUCUAUUCUCGCUAAGAUCUUCAAAAUCGGCAGCCCUGGUGACGCGCCGCGUUUAGCGACGUCGCCAUCAACAUCAGUCAUUCGAUAUCGAGACACCAUUGAAGAGAGUCAGGAAGAGCAGCUAUGGAGGGAGAACGAAUCGCUUCGUGCCCAGAUCGUACAACUUCAACAGCAAUUACGACAUGGCGGUAAUAUUCCUGACUCGGGGUUAGAUGUAGUCAGCUCUGCUGUGCACCAAACUGUCCAACAACUUGCCGCUUCUGUAACUGUCCAUGCCACCAGGUCGGGAUCGGAGCUGAUGGGAGACAUGCAGUGCGAUGUACGCAAACGGCAAAAGCUAUCUCUUGACGACGCUAUCGGAGCAGAAGAGAGGUACAAUAGCUGUAACCGUUCGGUGCAAGAGCCCGUGCCGGCUCAGAAAAGUCGCGACACAAGUUCCAGCCCGCCGUUGCAGCGUUUGGAAGAGAACGGAACAGAAAGGCAGCCUCAUCACCAUGCCUCUACGAUGAUUCCCUCGGUUCUAAGCUGGAGGGCUUCGGUCACCAAUCCCAAGCCAGCAGCGAUAGAUCCGUCAGCACCUCCGCACUACAGUCACAAUAACAGCACAAACUCGGCGAGAAGCUUUUCAGCUUCCAAAGGAGCCUCAUCCCCACUUUUGCCUAGCAGACAGGUGCUGAAACGGAUCCUGCAGUCCUGCUGCCAUCGGUCAUGGCUAUUCUCGGCCGUCAACAUUAAUGCGCUAAACGAUGUCGCCACACUGCUGCAAAGCACCCCCUUUGCGGAAGAUGACCACUUGAUUGCACAAGCCCUGAUGCUGGCGUGUGUGGCGACCGCUUUGCCACUGCUUUCGACCACAAUGUCCACAGACAUCAGCUACCCAUUAGUGUAUAAAAGCAUCGACGCUCUCUUGAGAGCGCAUGGACACCCUACCCUUCCCAGUCGCGAGAGUCCAGGCUGGCUUUUAAUGGUCGUCACAAUCUAUGCCGAUGGAGCGCGUGACCUUCUCAAUCAAGUCACAGCAAGGUCGGGGGGCUCUGUUUCACUUGCAACAUUCGCCGUUCGUCUUCUGCUUGUCGAGAUCUCGUAUGCAUACUCGACGGCCUCAUCAGCACAGGAGGGACUAGCUUUAGCAGUUUCCGACGCCCGCCUAUUGCAUCUGCACAGCUCUGUGACGGGCUGUCAUCCUCGAUUCUCGACAGGCGUUGCGCGAAGCUCGCAGCUCGCUAGAUCUCUACGUGGACUAAUGCAGAGCAGAGAGCAGACGUUUGCGUUUUGGAGUCUAUUUGUACACGACUGCUUUCAGAAUCGUUUGGCUUUGCUUCCAGUAUUUUUGGAACGACAGGCCAUUCAAACCGGCUUGCCUCGACAGGCAGACAGCCGUGGCGCUAGCUCACUGAAGCGCAAUCUGGACCAGAUGGAGGCGUACGUGGAGCGACCUCGCGGCCCACCGUUGUUGGAGCCAUCGGACACAUCCAUGUGCCUGCUCGUCAAAGUCAGCCUAGUGCUCGAUCAGUGCUGUAAAUACAAUGUCGCUACGCGCGAGCACGUUAGGUCUUCGGAAGCGGCUAGGAAGAAAAACGUCGGCUUUCGGCAAGAAGAUGAAACAGCAUUUCUGGCAGCUCGCGAGAGCAUUCGUCAGUCUAGGCGGAUGCUGUCGCAAUACGACGAUCGAACAAUAUCGCAAUCGGACGCGUUCGCUGGUAGCAGCGGCGGCGGCGACUUGGGCCGAACGCGCGACAUCGAGAUGACGAUGCUUCUGAUGCAGGAUAGGCUGCGCUUUGCAGCCGAGGCGGUGCAUCAUCUGGCUGUACUCGGUCUCUAUGAAACCAAGAUCGAGAUCGUCCAUCUUUUCGAACGAGGCGGCGGUGAGGCUCGUAGCAUGAUUGGCAACGCAGCAAUAUGGCUGGCACGCCUUGCGGAUAUGGCUUUACAGGACGCAUGUUUGUUGCACAGUCUGCCGUCGUUUUGCUCAGUGGCGUUUUUCGUUGCUGCGAGGUGGCUGCUGUAUCUCCAAUUUGCUGAUCAGGAUGAGUUGCAUAUCGAUUUUUCCACAAUCGUGCUGGCUCUCUGUCGUCGUGGAGAAUGCUACAGCAGAGAUGCCGUGUACGCUAAAGCGAUAGCUGCGCUGAAAAGCGAAUGCGAAGUUUUCGGCCGCAUCUGCAUCUCACCUUUCACCUGGCCCAUCGAAGCCAUCUCUGAAUUCGUCGUUCUGCCCAAGCUGAAUCCUGGCGGCGGUAAAUCAGCGCUGGGGGCUCCAGUGGUAGAGCCCGGUUUGGUUUCGAUCGCCACUCUAGCAGCCUCGAUCGACGCUGCUGAUGUGUUGGCACUAGCUAACGGUUGCAGAUGA
Messenger RNA from Mycosarcoma maydis (corn smut), 2730 nucleotides. RefSeq lists its product as uncharacterized. The record is from RefSeq and is a predicted model, not a curated record. Gene Ontology annotation, biological process: regulation of DNA-templated transcription. Gene Ontology annotation, cellular component: nucleus. Bases 1 to 2730 code for a protein of 909 amino acids. The transcript is spliced from 2 exons. NCBI's taxonomy places the organism in Eukaryota, Fungi, Basidiomycota, Ustilaginomycetes, Ustilaginales. Gene Ontology annotation, molecular function: DNA-binding transcription factor activity, RNA polymerase II-specific; zinc ion binding.